AUGGCACCAAACGAGAGCGAUGUCCUAAAGGAGUGCGAAAAGCACAAGCUCGCGAUCAAGAACUUGGGGGAAGAGACGAAGAGCCUCGGAGACAACAGCGAAGACCCGGAACGCGCCAAGGCUAUCGUCAAGAUCCUCAACGACGUCGACGAUUUCGUCGAUCUUGUAUUUGGAGAGGGAAGUAUCCGUCGCGAUUUGCAAACUAAACGACAGAUGAUACAAGUUCGGACUCUGAGUCGUAUCAGGUCUUGA
Parastagonospora nodorum SN15 is the source of this 252-nucleotide messenger RNA. RefSeq lists its product as hypothetical. Lineage: Eukaryota; Fungi; Ascomycota; Dothideomycetes; Pleosporales; Phaeosphaeriaceae. The transcript is spliced from 3 exons. The record is from RefSeq and is a predicted model, not a curated record. The coding region runs from base 1 to 252 and encodes 83 amino acids.